AUCCGGAAUCCUAUGGUUCGAUUCGAUCCCUUUCUCCCCCUUUGAAGCGACAAGAUCGGGUCCGCCAUGGCGUGGGAGCUCUUCCUUUGGCUCCUCGCCUUCGCCGCUGCGAUCUCUCUCAUCGGAUUCAGCGCCUAUCAGCUCAUUUGCUUAUCUGAUUUGGAGUUUGACUAUAUCAACCCAUAUGAUUUAUCAUCACGAAUCAAUGCUGUUGUGGUUCCAGAGUUCAUGGUGCAGGGAACCUUAUGCAUUUUAUUCCUUCUGACAUGGCAUUGGUUUCCAUUUCUACUAAUGGCUCCCAUCACUUAUUACCACACAAAGCUAUAUAUGAAAAGGAAGCAUCUAAUUGAUGUUACUGAGAUCUUUAGACUGCUGAAUGAAGAGAAGAAAUACAGAAUAAUCAAGCUUGCUUUUUAUUGCAGCAUUUUUAUCAUUGUUAUUUACAGGCUUGUCACAACUGCUGUUCUUUUACUUAUGGAAGACGAUUAUCGGACUAUGGAGUCUGGGAUCUUUUAGUGUGUGUUUCUAGAGAUAUUUCAGAUCGGGGAAUUUGAUCUCAGUUGUGGAGUUGAAGGAUUCUCUUUCAAAGUUCCAGGCAACUCUUCUUAAGAAAGAUGUUUUUUGUUACCAUUGAAGCUGUCAUUUGCCUCUUUGCCAUUCUGCAAGGAGAGUAGGAGGAUUCCCCGUGAACACUGAAGUUUUGGCGCAACUUUUGCUUCAUGUAUCGUGUAAUCACUUCCGCUGCCGCUCGUUUCUUGAGAUGAUUUGGGCGUGAUAUCUUUCUGUCUUCGUCGAACUUGCAUUAUGAUUCAUUUUGUUUCUGCCUGAUGUUGUAAAAUUGUUAAGAGUAA
Messenger RNA from Musa acuminata subsp. malaccensis (wild Malaysian banana), 851 nucleotides. RefSeq names its product protein cornichon homolog 2. Gene Ontology annotation, biological process: vesicle-mediated transport. Lineage: Eukaryota; Viridiplantae; Streptophyta; Magnoliopsida; Zingiberales; Musaceae. The record is from RefSeq and is a predicted model, not a curated record.